Beta vulgaris subsp. vulgaris (sugar beet) is the source of this 1023-nucleotide messenger RNA. RefSeq lists its product as uncharacterized. Lineage: Eukaryota; Viridiplantae; Streptophyta; Magnoliopsida; Caryophyllales; Amaranthaceae. The transcript is spliced from 2 exons. The record is from RefSeq and is a predicted model, not a curated record. The coding region runs from base 1 to 1023 and encodes 340 amino acids.
AUGGUUAAUCAGAAGUGGUUAGAUCAUUAUCCAACUGCAGUCACCCAUUUUCUUCCUGAGGGGCAAUUUGAUCACAGCCCUGUGGUCAUAACAGUCUAUCCAAAUCUAGAGAUUGGUAGACACCCUUUUAAGUACUAUAAAAUGUGGAGUAAUGCUCCAAAUUUUCUUGAUAUUGUCAGAAGUAGUUGGAGCAUUAUGGUGCAAGGUACAUUGAUGUUUCAAGUGGUGCAAAAGUUGAAAAAUACAAAGUUAGCUUUGAAGAAAUUGAAUAGAGAAGGAUAUUCUGACAUACAAUGUAGAGAUAUUCAGGCUUAUCAGAAAUUGAUCAAAUGUCAAGAGAACCUGCAACAGAACCCUAGAUGUGCAGAAGCUCGAAGAGAAGAGGAUCAGGCAGCUGCUGAAUAUAGGCAGAUUCACAAGAGCUACCAAGAGUUUCUUACUCAGAAAGCUAAGAUGCAAUGGUGUAAAGAUGGAGAUGAAAAUACAGCAAUAUUUCAUCAAUCCAUCAAGAAUAGAAGAUUGAAGAACACUGUGAUUGCAAAAGGGCCAGUACUGAAGAGAGAACACAUUCAGUUGCUGUCUAUGCCUUAUACUGCUCAGGAGGUGAAAGAAGCCUUGUUUUCUAUCCCAGGUGAUAAAAGCCCUGGUCCAGAUGGAUAUGGAACUCAUUUUUUCAGAGAUGCAUGGGAUGUAAUAGGUGAGGAGAUCAUUCAAGCUGUGUUAGACAUGAUACACUCUGAUAAGCUCCUUUCUGAACUGAACGCUACAACUCUAACUCUAGUUCCUAAAGUUAGAUGCCCAAGUUCUGUUAGUGAGUUUAGGCCAAUAGCAUGCUGUAACACUCUAUAUAAAUGCAUAACCAAAAUGAUUUGUAAAAGAUUGAGCUUGAUUUUGCCUGAGAUAAUAGCUGAGAACCAAGGAGCUUUUGUGAAAGAAAGAUUUAUAGCACACAACAUAAUGGUCUGUCAGGAUUUGGUAAGACAUUAUGGGAGGAAAAAUAUAGCAAGCCAAGUUGUAUUAUGA